Trichoderma virens Gv29-8 is the source of this 1116-nucleotide messenger RNA. RefSeq lists its product as uncharacterized. The record is from RefSeq and is a predicted model, not a curated record. The coding region runs from base 1 to 1116 and encodes 371 amino acids. The transcript has 10 exons. NCBI's taxonomy places the organism in Eukaryota, Fungi, Ascomycota, Sordariomycetes, Hypocreales, Hypocreaceae.
AUGAGGAAUGAGGAAUUGCUCUUCUUCGCAGCAGGAACCCAGACCCAGAGCGUGGAGAAUCGCCAUCUCAGGGCGGCAGUUGGAGCUCGCGCCGUCUCUCGUCCAGACCCAGCGCCAGAGGGGAGAGGAGAGAGGAAAGAGGAGAGAGGGGGGAGUGCGUUGACGAUGGGCGUCGAGUCGAGAGGGGGCCGACGCCGUGUUCAGGUCAGGACGAAGGGCAGGGCGAAGAAGCAGGACGACGAGCGAGAGGAGCGAGAGGAGCGCCAGACAGGUGGUGAUUGCAGAGGAGGAGAGGACAGAGAAUCGCUGGGUUUUUCCGCUUCGGAAGAUGAUAGGCGAGCAGGUGCCGUGGCAGGUACUCGGCGGGUACAAAUGGUGGCUCUGCAAGGGGCUCCAGCACUUCUUGACGCUCUGGAUUCUUGUUCUGGUCUUCCAUCCGCUGAAGCUGAAGGGAUGCGAUGUGAAGGUGAAGCUUUGGACUACUGGAAUCAAUGUGACACGCUAAGUAGAGAGGCGGCAGCUCUGCCAUCGGGAUGGUGCCUCUACUAUGGAUUAUUCUCGCUGCUGGAGAGAUAUUUGAGAUACCAGUACGCAAGCUCUAGCGGCAGUGUUCUCAGCGGAACAAGACCAGUGAAGAUGACCAUGUCUCGCAAAGCACAUGUAUUCCUACCAACAUACAUCCCAUACUCACAGGGAUCUUCACCUACCCCAUACGAGCACAUGCAACUUGGAACGUCCAAGUGGCGGCUUUGCAUCCGCAUCAAUCAUGGAAGCCAGACAUCACCACUCUGGCGAGCACAAACACCCCCCUCCCACGCAGACGGCCGCGACGAUGAAGCAGAUACCCGAAAAGGGGGCACUUCGUAUACUCCGACCAAGAUACCAAGCGUCAAUGAAACCGGGCUUCUCUCUCACACUGCCAGCACUAGCCAAGUGCAUGCAAACUCCUCAACUGCCAGAGGAAUUGAACACUCCAUACCAUCCACUUGUGUAUUUUCCCUUCUUUUCACAAAUGGAUCUCGCGCGUUCCCUAGCGCUCACUGUCUUAUUGGCACGCUGGCCGUCCUGCCGUGGCACCUGGCCGUGGCUCUAUGCCCUCCCAAUGGGAUGGAUUAG